UUGAGUCGCCUUUCCCGAAUGCAUAAAAGAGAGUUGAAGCAGCUUCUCAUUCACAAAUUGCUAUUGCAGCUGCAUAGUUGUGGUUCUAUCGUGCAUUGUAGACCUCUUCAUCCCUGCUAAAAGCAUGUGUGGUAUUCUUUGUAUAUUUACGCAAUAUACAUCAACAGACACAAGCCCACACAACCGCACAAGUUGCAAUGGAGAGUCCUCACAGUGUAGUAGUCUUUCGUGUGAUUCCUUACGGGAAAUGGCCUUUCGGCAAUCGAGUAAACAGCGGCACCGAGGUCCCGAUCAAACUGGCCUGUGCGUUAAUGACGAGUAUGGAUUCGUGCUGGUACAGGAGCGCCUUUCGAUUGUUGGAGUGAAAACUGGACGGCAGCCCCUAACUUCAACCAACGACAUGACGCAUCUGGUAGCUAACGGAGAGAUUUACAACUUUCUUCAUAUGGCGUCUCUUAUUAACGAUGCGCUGAAAUUUGAAUACUACACACCGCGCAGUGAUUGUGACGUUCUGGUAGCUUUCUACGAGCUGUUUGGAGCAGAUCGAUUAUUGCAAAUUGUUCGCGGCAUGUUCGCUUUCGUGCUGUACGACUGCAGCACCCAUCGGCUGCUGGUAGCUCGUGAUCCGGUCGGCAUAGUGCCACUUUACUAUGGUUGGGAUGACGCAGGGAGUUUGUGGUUUGCCAGUGAGUUAAAGUGUCUAGUGAGUUGCUGUGCUGAAGUAAAUGUGUUCCCUCCCGGCCAUUCAUACUUUGGGCCAAGGGAGAGUUUUGUCCCGAAACCUUACUUUCAAGCACUAUGGAUGACGGAAAUUUCUACCGCUAGAGUCGACCUGGAACUGUUGAAACACCACCUGGAAAGCGCCGUUGAGUCACAUUUGCAGAGUGAGGUGCCGUUCGGUGCUCUGCUUAGUGGUGGACUCGACUCUAGCCUGAUUGCCUCCAUCGCCACACGCAUACUUCGCGCACGCACAGAUAAUUCAACCUUUCGACUAAAGACAUACAGCAUUGGGCUGGAGGGAGAAAGUCCUGAUCUAACGUAUGCACGCAUGGUGGCUGACCACAUCGGCAGUGAUCACACCGAGGUACGUUUUACCAUCCCGGAGGGCAUAGACCUCGUACGGGACGCUGUGUACUAUGCCGAGACUUACGACGUCACUACGAUCCGCUGCAUCGUAGCGGUAAUGCUGCUGGCAAGGGCCAUCCGCAGCGAAGGCAUUAAGGUGGUGCUCUCGGGCGAGGGGGCCGAUGAGCUAUUCGGCGGCUAUCUUUAUUUUCAUCGUGCCCCGAGUGCGGCCGAGUUUCAUCGUGAAACGGUGCGCCGCGUACGAGGACUUCAUCUGUCCGAUUGUUUGCGUGCGAACAAAGGCUGUGCGGCCUGGGGACUGGAGUUAAGGGUUCCGUUUCUCGAUACCGAUUUCUUGCAGCACGUAAUGUCCAUCAGGCCGGAGGAUAGGGCGCCCGGCAUUCCGUCGCACGAUGAUCACAGUGCGCUGGAAAAACGCAUUCUUCGACAAGCGUUCGCCAAUGGUAAUUACCUUCCGCCGGAAGUGCUCUGGAGGCAGAAGGAGCAGUUUUCCGAUGGAGUUGGGUAUGCCUGGAUCGAUGCCAUUGCCCAGUGGGCUUCGAAGCGUGUCACUCAGACGGAAUAUGCAGCUGCCGCCGAUAGAUUCCCCUUCAACACGCCGACAACGAAAGAAGCGUUCUACUAUCGGAAGCUAUUCGAGCAAAUGUUCCCGGGGGAAAGCUUUGCACGUACGGUGCAACGGUGGAUUCCACGCACGGAUUGGGGUUGCUCGGAAGAUCCGUCCGGUAGAAAGCAAGACGUUCACCGAGGUCAUAAUAGGCGAGAACAGUAAUAGAAUGAGAAAGAUACAGUGAGAUGGUAUUUUGCUUUUCAUUUCUGUAUUUUCGGAGAAUGGUUGUAGGGGCUUCUUUUGCUUUUUUAUAGUUAAUGUGCAUUAAUGCUUUUCAUAUUCUAUGUACAUUCUUGUAAUCGGAGUAUUGAUAGUGAAAAGUGAUAGU
This is a messenger RNA of Anopheles coluzzii, 2024 nucleotides long. RefSeq lists its product as uncharacterized. Lineage: Eukaryota; Metazoa; Arthropoda; Insecta; Diptera; Culicidae. Gene Ontology annotation, cellular component: cytosol. The coding region runs from base 125 to 1858 and encodes 577 amino acids. Gene Ontology annotation, molecular function: asparagine synthase (glutamine-hydrolyzing) activity. The transcript has a single exon. The record is from RefSeq and is a predicted model, not a curated record.